Molecule: messenger RNA, 2329 nt
Organism: Condylura cristata (star-nosed mole)
Lineage: Eukaryota; Metazoa; Chordata; Mammalia; Eulipotyphla; Talpidae
Gene: POFUT3
Product: fucosyltransferase 10 (alpha (1,3) fucosyltransferase)
Exons: 4
Coding region: 81-1511 (476 amino acids)
Cellular component (GO): Golgi membrane
Molecular function (GO): alpha-(1->3)-fucosyltransferase activity
Source: RefSeq, a predicted model, not a curated record
AGCUGUCUCGGGCUCUGGGCUGACUGAAGAACAGCUGGUAACUAGGCCAGCCCUCUAUCAGGCACCCGGGCCAAAGCAGCAUGGUGCGCCUUCGGAGGAGACGGCUCUGGGCAUCUUGCCUGUGCAUCACAGCUACUAUCUUUCUGCUUGUCACCCUCCAGGUAGUGAUCGAGCUGGGAAAAUUUGAAAGGAAGAAGUAUAAACACUCCAAUUUGCGAUAUGGACAUUCGAAGGAAGAGGCUACACAUCUCUAUUCACUUCGUAAGAAAGAAGCACUGACCCUGUAUAGGAAAAACAAAAUAGAAACUGAUGGCUAUCCUAUUAUGGUCUGGUGGUCCCCACUGACUGGGGAAACUGGGAGGCUUGGGCAGUGCGGGACAGAUGCUUGUUUCUUCACCAUUAACAGGACCUACCUCCACCAUCACAUGACCAAAGCAUUCCUCUUCUAUGGUACUGACUUCAACAUCGACAGCUUACCUCUCCCUCGGAAAGCCUAUCAUGACUGGGCCCUUUUUCAUGAAGAGUCUCCAAAAAACAAUUACAAGCUCUUUCACAAGCCUGUCAUCACCUUGUUCAACUACACGGCCACGUUCAGCCGGCAUUCCCAUUUGCCGUUAACCACCCAAUACUUGGAGGGCAUAGAAGUCUUAAAGUCACUCCGAUACUUGGUCCCUUUGCAGUCCAAAAACAAUCUCAGAAAAAGACUUGCCCCACUCGUGUAUGUACAGUCAGACUGUGACCCGCCAUCAGAUAGGGACAGCUAUGUUCGAGAGCUGAUGAUGUACAUUGAGGUUGAUUCUUAUGGGGAGUGUUUACAAAACAAAAAUCUCCCUCAGUCAUUGAAAAAUCCAGCAUCAAUGGAUUCUGAUGGCUUUUAUAGGAUCAUUGCACAGUAUAAAUUUAUCUUGGCUUUUGAGAAUGCGGUGUGUGAUGACUACAUCACUGAGAAGUUCUGGAGACCUCUGAAACUGGGAGUGGUCCCUGUCUAUUAUGGAUCCCCCAGUAUCACGGACUGGCUUCCAAGUAAUAGAAGUGCUAUUCUCGUAUCAGAAUUUUCUCACCCUAGAGAACUGGCAAGUUACAUCAAACAACUGGAUUAUGAUGAUAGAUUGUACGAGGCCUACAUAGCAUGGAAACUGAAGGGUGACAUCUCUAACCAGCGACUUCUCACAGCUCUCAGAGAACGGAAAUGGGGGGUACAAGACAUCAGCCAGGACAAUUACAUCGAUGCAUUUGAGUGUAUGGUGUGCAGGAAGGUGUGGGAUAAUAUUAGGCUUCAGGAAAAGGGCUUACCACCCAAAAGAUGGAAGGCAGAGGCUACCCACCUGAGUUGCCCGGAGCCUACUGUGUUUGCUUUCUCACCUUCGGCUCCACGUUGGAGCUCUUUGCGAGAGAUGUGGAUACCAAGCUUCCAGCAAUCCAAGAAAGAAGCCCAGGCACUAAGAUGGCUGGUUGAUAGGAAUCAAAACUUUUCAGCUCAAGACUUUUGGACCCUCGUAUUCAAGGACUGAUUUUAAAAAAGUAUUAGAAUGAUAACAUUUAGCAUCUUCUUAAGGUUUAUUUUCUAGGUUGCCUUAAUAUCUGAAUAUAAUAGCUAUUCUCUUGACUAUCCUUUAGGGUAAGAAUGUAUUGCUACAGUACUCAUAAUGAGCCCUAUCACAUGUCAUUAUAUAUAUGAAUUACCCUUAGGGGUUACCUCUAUUUUUUAUACUAAAAAAAUAAGUAAAUAUUUCCAGUGGACAUUGGUUACCUGCAGUUUACACAUGGUCCCACGUACCUACUGCCUUUUGUGGAAAUUCACCAAAUGCAGGUUGAAUGUUUAACUGCUUUGAGGGAGACAGACGAUUAGUAGCAGAUUCUUGAUACUCAAAUCACUAUCUGCAGUUUUGGUAUUUGGCAAACCCAUCACAAACAUGAAAUGCAUUAGAACUUGGCAAUAAAAGAUUCCAUCUGUUGGUUCCCAGGGAUAUAAGUGAGUAAUAAAAGCUGUGAGAGGGAUCCACUACAUACUCUCCCAGUCAAAAGAACAUAUGCGUUUCCAACUUUGACUCCACAUUCAGACAUCUCUCUGACCUUUCCUAUUUUCGUCUUACCUUAUCCUCUACCCUAGUUUGUCCCCAAAAGAGGAAUGACUAGUGAAGGGACACUUCCCUCUUGUGUGAUUUGAUUACUGAGAGUUGCCAGCUGACCCUUACACUGCUGAGCAGAAUAAUAACAAGAAUCAUGACUGGGGCUAGACAACCUGAGGUUUGAAGAUUAUGAGAGUGGAGGUGCUGAAGCUGAUUGUUCUGUUAUUAUUAUUUUUUUUAAUGCAUAUAGAACUGGGGUA